AUGGCUACUGAGAACACUAGGGCAGAAGCUCCGCGCUCAACAGAGGAACCCUCCUCCACCGAUUCUCCCCAGCAGCAACAGCAGACAGCUCAAACGCCCCAGCCAGCUCCGGCUCCUACCGCCGCCCCACUGCCUUACCUGAGCUACCAGCAGUAUGGAGGCGCCUACAACAACGAUAACCAGUAUUAUUACAACCCAGCCGUCUUACAGAAACCCCACGUUAUCCCCCAGCCCUCGGGGCUUGUGGAGGAGAACAAGAUGUGGGUGUAUGGCAAGCUAGGAAUGCAUGUCGCUUCCCUGGUCCUGAGCAUAUGUGUUCUAGGCAUGGGAUUGUCAUUCGUGUCCGGGGAGAACCCCUACGUUGCUGCCAUUGCCUGUCCAAUGCCCGCAAUGGUCAUCCUGUGGAGCGGCCUCGAACUCAUAAUCCGGGCCGUGUACAAGUUCAGAAAGGGUGUGCCACCGGGAGGCAUGGUCGCCGCCACGCUCAUCAUCUGGCUGGCCGGCGCCAUCGUGGGAUCACUCCAGUCCGUCUUCAUCCGGUACUCUGGCAUGGAGAGCUGCGACUACGAAUACAACUCCGAGAAGGGCUACUACGAAGACAAAAACUGCCGGGACGCAUAUGAUAGCAAAUUGGGCAUAUGGAUCGCUAUUGCCGUCCUCACGUGCAUCGCCACCCUCAUCUACUUCGGCCUGUUCGUUCGCGCCUGCAUCGACACCUCUCGCCUCAACCGCGCCCGCAACAGGCCCAUCAUGCUCGUCAACCCCACUGCCUACUGGGGUCACCCCAACAAUGGCUGGCAGCAGGUCCCCCCGGCUUCCUACCACAUGGAGGAGCAACAGCUUCAGCAGCCUCAGCAGAUCCAGCAGCCUCAGCAGAUCCAGCAGCCUCAGCAGAUCCAGCAGGUUCAACCUCACCAGCAACAGAUUACGCAGUCGCAGGGCCAAUUCUUCAUCCCUGCUCCCCAGGUCCAGGCCCCCGCCCCGGUGGCCCAGGCCGACGAAAAGGGUAAGGGAGUUGAGACGCCUGCCGGUGGUGUUCGCGAGUUCUAUACCCCUACGAGUCCGUCUUCAUAA
Messenger RNA from Geosmithia morbida, 1074 nucleotides. RefSeq lists its product as uncharacterized. The coding region runs from base 1 to 1074 and encodes 357 amino acids. NCBI's taxonomy places the organism in Eukaryota, Fungi, Ascomycota, Sordariomycetes, Hypocreales, Bionectriaceae. The transcript is spliced from 2 exons. The record is from RefSeq and is a predicted model, not a curated record.